Anguilla rostrata (American eel) is the source of this 947-nucleotide messenger RNA. RefSeq names its product NK1 transcription factor-related protein 2-like. Gene Ontology annotation, molecular function: RNA polymerase II cis-regulatory region sequence-specific DNA binding; DNA-binding transcription factor activity, RNA polymerase II-specific. The coding region runs from base 117 to 599 and encodes 160 amino acids. Gene Ontology annotation, biological process: regulation of transcription by RNA polymerase II; cell differentiation. The record is from RefSeq and is a predicted model, not a curated record. The transcript has a single exon. NCBI's taxonomy places the organism in Eukaryota, Metazoa, Chordata, Actinopteri, Anguilliformes, Anguillidae. Gene Ontology annotation, cellular component: nucleus.
UAGAUGAAGAGAGGAGAGGUGACCCUGAGACCGCAUCGGCGCGGUCUCAAAAACAUCUGGGCUCUUCCCACGAGGAAACAGAGAAAGAACUAGAUAUAAACAGCGCCACCAAUACCAUGGAACCUGGCGACCAGGAAUCUACGCGACAAAAGAUCCGUAGUCGCUCUGACCAUGGUUGCUCCAAAUCCCGGCGUGCGAGAACUGCCUUCACUUAUGAACAGCUGGUGGCGCUGGAGAACAAAUUCCGCGUCACACGAUACCUGUCCGUUUGUGAGCGCCUCAACCUCGCCUUGUCUCUCAGCCUGACUGAAACCCAGGUCAAGAUCUGGUUUCAGAACAGAAGAACUAAAUGGAAAAAGCAAAACCCGGGGGCUGACAGUGCAUUACAGCCCGGAUCGAACUCUUCGGUCACAGUCAGCACAAGCCCUGCGCCAUCUGGACCAAGUGCACUAAACUACCAAACUUUCAACACGUACAAUUCUGGAAAUAUGGUCUGCCACACAGCUGGUGCAGUUCCACUGGCAUCCACCGGAGGGCAUUUGAAUCCCUACGUGCAUGGCAGCUUCAUUCAGCCAAUAUACUACACUCCACAUUUAUGAAGGCUGUAUUUUCAUAUAAUUAAUUCGGGACUUGUAAAAAAUGUAAAUACAUUUCCAAGGCAUUGUUUAUUUGUUUGUGUACAAACGUUUUAUGCAUAUAUAUGACGUUACGUUCAAAUUAAGGACUUGCUGCCAGCUGUUUGUUAUAACACAUUCUUCACUUAUUGACCUGUGCUGAGCAUGAAAGAUAAAUGUUCCACUCACAACGUUUCUCCCCUCCCUCGUUCCUUAACACACCUUUUCUGUUUAUUCUGUAUUGGGUCAUUGCCUAAAUUAAAAUUUUGUCACAUGUAUCUAUAAUCCAUUAUGCUCACAUUCAAUACAUCAACACGAACAAGUUUAUAUUCU